This is a messenger RNA of Rotaria sp. Silwood2, 1122 nucleotides long. The record is from the annotation of a GenBank genome assembly. NCBI's taxonomy places the organism in Eukaryota, Metazoa, Rotifera, Eurotatoria, Philodinida, Philodinidae.
AUGAAUCUACGACGAUUAUCUGCGUUUGCCAAUUUUAUAGGCUAUACAGAUAGUACCGAAAAUAAUAAUGAACUUAAUACUGAACAACGACGUCUUUCUGAUGGUCCCUAUCCUUUGCCACUUCGUCGGCCAUAUAGUUAUCAUUAUUACCAUCAUCCAGGUGAAUCCUCUAGUAAUGAAACGUACAUGUUAAAACGAAAAAAUUCUUCACUUAACAUGCUUUUGGAUUCAACAAGUUCAAUGAUGCGUACAGCAUCGACAACUGUUCAAUGCCUUCUGGGAUCAGCACGUCGUGCAUCAUAUUGUGGUCAACCAGAUCCAAGUGUACAACUUGCUCCAAAUGGUGUUAGUGGUUCACUUUUUUUACGUUCGACAACAGCAAAUUCAGAUGAAUCUUCAUCAUCAAAUACAUCAUUUGAUGAACAAAUACGUCGAGUAACUAUAUAUGAUGGUCGAAUUCCAUCAGCACCAAAAACACCUACGAUUCCUUUUGAACUUAUGACACCUCUUGAAGCCAUAACAAAAACAGUUGACGAUCCAAUUGAAUCUUUUGUUCAAAUUGUAUUAGAAAAACCAGACGAUAAACCGCCGAUAAUGCCACCUGUAGCAAUUUCACCAACACAUAUAAAUUCAUCAAAUCGACGUCGACAUCGAAGUAGUUCACCACGACUAAAACAAAUUGAUCCACGAGCAUCAGUUUCAAGUGAAAAUACAAUCUUACCAAAAUUAACACAACAUCAAUCAAUGCCAACGAGAGAUUUAUUUAAUUCAAAUGAAAAAUAUUGUCCGACACUUGCUGUUAUUGAACCAAUGGAUUUUUCUUUUCUUGAACCGGUACUACGUGGUGAAAGCGCUGCUCCACCACCACCGCCAUUACGAAAUCAUUCACUUUGUUUACUUAAUAAUAAGUUCAAUAAUACACGACAAAUUUCUCCGAAAAAUAGUUCACCCACAGAAGAUUCAGCUAUUGAUUUACAUACGUCAUCACCUUCUUCAUAUUCAUCAAAUCAUGUAACAACUAUUGAAGAUGACUUAACAUCACCAGAAUCCUUACCUGGUGAUGAUCACAAGUAUUAUCUUCCACGUUCAUCCCGUUCACCAGUGAGACCAUCUAUGGAUUAG